This is a messenger RNA of Poecilia reticulata (guppy), 2581 nucleotides long. RefSeq names its product platelet derived growth factor c (gene pdgfc). Gene Ontology annotation, molecular function: platelet-derived growth factor receptor binding; growth factor activity. NCBI's taxonomy places the organism in Eukaryota, Metazoa, Chordata, Actinopteri, Cyprinodontiformes, Poeciliidae. Gene Ontology annotation, cellular component: membrane. The record is from RefSeq and is a predicted model, not a curated record. Gene Ontology annotation, biological process: platelet-derived growth factor receptor signaling pathway; positive regulation of phosphatidylinositol 3-kinase/protein kinase B signal transduction; positive regulation of protein autophosphorylation.
AAGGACAUCACAGACCCAGACAGCAACGUAAUGGUUAACAUCCAGGGGAGUUCCCUUGGCUGGAAAGUUGUGCUUUAUGCGCAGCACCUGUUGUGCCGUCAGUUGCCAGUCUCCAAAAACCCAACCCCGUCCGCGCAGCGAUAUUUUAUCUCAGUCUACAAGUUAUGACUCUUGGCUGCGCCAGACAACAGAUCUCGUCUCGGAGUUGCGGAUAGUUUUCUCUGCUCGGACCGUAUCAGGUUGCUGGACUCCGUCGCAGUCUCUCUCUGUGUGAGAGCUUUGGGUCUAAUGCGUAAAGAUCUGACGGGAUUUAUAUGACGAAGUGUGGAACGCACCAUGAGCGCGCAAUUGAGCCGAAAUGCAUCUGUGUAUUUUUGAUCGCCCUGUGCCAUAGAUGAUACGCGUGCAUAAAGGCGAUUUUCAAACCAUGUUGCUGGGAUUUUAAUUGCUUAAACUUUCUUCAGCACAAAUAUUCGACUUUCCUCAGAGCCAACAGGUGCGCACCAGCACUGCGCAGCAGAAACAAGUUUGAACGCCCCGGAGAAGAUUCUCAUUCAUCAGUUAUAUGUUUUCUCGUGUUAUGAGGAAGAACUUAUGAUUAAGAUUAUGUGGAUUUUACUCAUUGCUUGUACUCUCCAGAUGUGUCCAAAACUACACUUGUGUCCCGCAUGUUUGUGGUGAUCCAGACCAGAGUCCAGCUUUGUGAUCGCCAACUACCACUCAUCCAAAUGAUCCUUUUAUUAAUAUUCCUUCUUGCAUCGCUUCUCCAACAAUAUGGCACCGAAGCCGAAUCCAGUGAUGUCAGCAAAUUACAACUUUCAAGUAUAAAGGAGCCAAACGGAGUUCAGGAGUCCGUUCAGGAAAAAGUCUUAACUGUGUCUGGAGAGGGAAUGAUCCACAGCCCAGACUUCCCACACACGUAUCCCAGGGAUACCAUGCUGGUCUGGAGGCUGGUGGCGGCCGACAACAGGAGGAUCCAGCUCACAUUUGAUGAGAACUUUGGUCUGGAGGAUCCUGAAGAUGGAAUAUGCAAGUAUGACUUUGUGGAAAUAGAGGAUCCCACUGAGAAGACAAUCCUGGGUCGUUGGUGUGGGUCACAAUCUGUACCAACAAGUCAAAAAUCCACAGGCAGCCAAGUUAUUGUUCGCUUCACAUCAGAUGAAUACUUUCCCUCUGAGCCGGGAUUCUGCCUCCACUACUCUCUACUUCCUGUGAGUGCAUCGGAGCCAGAGGCUACCACGCAGCCCCCUCCGUCCCUGCAGGGUGUUGAGGAGCUGCUGGAGGCGGUGGCGGUGCUCAGCACAGUGGAGGACGUCAUGAAGUAUCUGGAACCGGAGCGAUGGCAGCUGGAUAUGGAGGAGCUGUACAAACCCACGUGGCACGUGUUGGGGAAGUCGUUCAUCCUCAACAGGAAGGCCAGAGGAGCUGAUCUCAAUCUGCAGAGGGAGGAAGUUCGGCUGUACAGCUGCACGCCACGUAACUACUCAGUGUCUUUGCGAGAGGAGCUGAAAAGGACAGAUGUCAUUUUUUGGCCCAGCUGCCUCCUUGUAAAGCGAUGCGGUGGAAACUGUGCCUGCUGCUCUCAUCGCUGUGCUGACUGCCAGUGCGUGCCAACAAGGGCCACAAAGAAAUACCAUGAGGUUCUUCUGUUGAGACAUCGGGGCGGAGGGAGAAGCCUGCAGAAGUCCAUGACGGAUGUGGCCUUGGAGCACCAUGAAGAGUGUUCCUGUGUCUGUAAAGACGACCAGGACUGACCUCAGAUCUGCCAACAGCAGCACCACAACAUCAGGCGUGAACUCUGCAGCCGUUCUGAAUCUCAUCCACUUCCGUUGGGAAGCUAACAAGAUUCUUCUUUCAUACUCUUUCACUAAUUGGAUGAAGCAGAACAGACUGGAAUCUAAUAAAUCGUCGGUAUGGAUGUGAACAUUGGGGAAUACAAAUAGUGUGUUCUGAGUGUAUUUUAGAGGAAAGGAAAAUCACUGGAGCAAAUGUGGACUAUUACCAAACAGCUCCAGAGAUGGAGAUAACUCAGAGAUGCUGUCUACUCAUCCGGAAAAAGAUUUCAUUCAUUGUGGAUUGUUACAUUUAAGGGAGCGUCUUCUUUAAGUGCCUCUGUAAGUGAGCUGCCUCCAGCUGCUUAACUCCCACACUUUCAUGUUUUCCACCAUCGAGCCAAAGAGAAGCGCUUUGUGUCUGGCUAUUUUCCUUUACCAUCUUUGAGCUUCGCUACAGAUUUGUCAGUGGAAAAAUGCAGUGGCAUGCAAUCACAUUAUGUGUAAAUAUUUUGUUUUGUUUUGUUUUUUAUACCAAAGAUUUUCAAGGAGGGAUUGUUGUGGAUUUCCAACCAGUUGGACAUUGUCUAGAAACGUCUCUGUGAUCCAUAUCAGCGAUAUCAACUCUGCUUGCUUGAGGAAUAUGUUGCAUUUUGUUGUUUUUGCAGAAUGAUUGUUCAUAAUAAAUAUUUAUUUCUAAUGAAAGGGAAUUUAGUUAUAAUGUGCCUUGUUUGCUACAUUUUUGCUGUACAGUAGAAUUAGUUUUCAUUUUGUAUUUUUAGUCAUUUUUACUUUGAAAUUUCAUUGAG